AUGGUAGAUGUUUAUAAGAAACCAAAGAAUAUGUACUUAGGAUUGUAUUACGGAAAAGAGUAUUAUAGCAGAAGAAGAAAUAAUAACUAUUACAGAAAUAGCAACAAGUAUAGAGGUUAUAAUUAUAAUUAUAAGCUACAUAAUUAUAAGAAAUGGAAUUGUUAUAAGUUGCAAGAUGAAGAGGAGCACAAACAGCAAGGAGUGUUGUUAGUAGAUAUACAGAAGGAAACCAAGAAAAGCGUCGUGGAAAAAGAAGAGAUCAAAGAGGUGUUGAAGAAUGAGAUGAACAAGGAAUCUAUGAAAAAAGACUUGGACAAAGGAGAAAAUUCGAAAAAUGCAGAAAAAAAAAAUGAACAUAAUAAACACAGGGACAGCACAAUAAAAACAGAAUGCAAAAAACGAAAAGCCGAAAAAGGAAAUGAAAAAGAUGAAAUGGAAGGUAGAGAAAAGAAAAAAGAAAUGAACAGGAAAAAAUGUAUUAUAAAAAUACUGAAAAGACCAAUCGAAGUUGCGAAGAAUGAUGAAGGAAAGGAGAAAUUUUCUGCGAUCGAAAGUAAAAAUGUUUUAGAGGGAAACCAUAAAACGGGAGAGAAAAAGAGAAAAAAAAAAGGAACAGAAAAAGGAAACGAAAAAGGAGAAGGAAAAAGAGAAGAAAAUACCAAACAAAGUGAUAUAGAAAAAAAGAACAAAACGAAAAAAUCGGACAAAAAUAUAACCAAGGCCAAAAAAGUAAAGGAAGCAUUCAAAUUUACAUCUACACAAGAAUUGUUUAAUUUACUUUUGAGAGAUGUUAAGAAUCAUUCUGUUGACGAAGAGGAAAAAAAGAUUACUACGAAUAAUGAUACAGCAGCAGCAACACCAACUGAUAGUUCAAAAUUGGAGAACGAAAAUGAUAUCCAGAGGAAAAUCAUCAAAAAGGGGAAAACCAAUUCUAAUAAGAAGAGUACAGGAUGUGCAAACGCAAGUGAAAGUGAAAAGUAUAAUAAUUUUCAUGGUAAUAGUGAUCAUGUCCAAAAUCAUCGAGAAGGAGAUAUAAGUAUUGGUGGAAAUGAUCAAGGAAAAAGUACUAAUAAGAACAAGGAACACAAGAGUAAUUCUACACGGAAGAAUGAUAAAAACAUUGUGGCAGAAGAUGAAUGCACAAGUGGCAACAAUAUGAAGAGUGUUACAAUUUCUGUAACGAAUAAUAUUUCUUUAAAUACAUCGGAUAAACACUGCACCAAUCAAACGAAGAAGAAGGGGUUACAUAACAAUAAUAAUAUUAAGGAAAAUUGUAUAAUAUUAAAAAACAAAAGAAUUGUCAGUAGUACAAGCAAGUACCACAAUAUAAUGAAUAUUGGAAGUAAUACAAGCAGAGGUAGAAAAUUAUUAAAAAUAAUUAAAAAUGCAGAAAAUGGGAAAUGCCAUUAUGCUGGUAGGAAAACUCUCAUGGAAGGAAGUAGUAGUAGAAAUAUCCCAAAAGUUUAUGAUUCCAUCGAUUAUAAUUUGAAAUAUGCCACUUCGAAGUAUCCGAAUUUUACAACUAGUGCUAAUUUGUUAAAUCACGUAUAUAAGGAAGAACUAUGCAAAUAUAAUAGUUUAAAAAAUGACGAUACUAGGAAAGCAAUUAAGAAGGAUGAGGAAGAAGGUUUCUUUGCGAUUCCCAUAUACAUGAGAUCCCCCAAGCCCGAGCAAAUUCCUAUUCCUGCUUAUCUGUCAGAGAUAGUCAACAAUAAAGAGGAAGCGAAGGAUAGUAGCGAUCACACAAAUGACAAUUCAAGCGGAAAUACGAGUGGAGAUAGCUCCAAAACGAUUAAGACUAAGGAAACAAAGGCUCAUGACAAAAAGACCAUAAGUCACACAAGAAAUGCAAAAGAAGUGGGAAAUGAAAAUAUACGUAAAGAGAACGAUAAAGGAUCAAAUUUUACAAACAGAAAUGUAGAAAAAAAAAAAAAAAAAAAAAAUAUUUUUUUGAAUAAAAGUUGUAUAUCUUUUAAUGCAGACCAAAAUAAUAAUGGAAAACAAAAUUACGAUUGGUUGAAUGCAGAAAAUGUUAAAAAUAAUAAAUUUUAUAAUAUACAUUCAUCUUAUAUGAAACCUUCGAAUUAUAAUGGAUGUAAUGUGUAUAGAAGCACAAAGAGUUUCAAGGUUAACAAAUAUUUUUACAAUAGGAAUUAUAAAGUUAAGGCAUAUUUGAGUGACAAUAACCAGAGGGGGAAAAAUUUUAAUCCCUUGAAGGAGUUAAAAAUUGCUGUGUAUUGA
This is a messenger RNA of Plasmodium gonderi, 2241 nucleotides long. RefSeq lists its product as hypothetical. The record is from RefSeq and is a predicted model, not a curated record. NCBI's taxonomy places the organism in Eukaryota, Apicomplexa, Aconoidasida, Haemosporida, Plasmodiidae. The transcript has a single exon. The coding region runs from base 1 to 2241 and encodes 746 amino acids.